Molecule: messenger RNA, 1113 nt
Organism: Rattus rattus (black rat)
Lineage: Eukaryota; Metazoa; Chordata; Mammalia; Rodentia; Muridae
Gene: C2H15orf40
Product: chromosome 2 C15orf40 homolog
Exons: 4
Coding region: 70-615 (181 amino acids)
Cellular component (GO): cytoplasm
Source: RefSeq, a predicted model, not a curated record
CGCGACGAGCGCAGGCGCAUAGGACUCUUCCGCCAUGCUGCCGCCUUCCGUGGCGCCUGCGGAGUUGUGAUGCUGAAGCUCCUUGUAGGUCGCUGUGCUUGGCCUCUACUAGACUCCUGUGUGGUUCCACAAUGCCUAAGAAAGCCGGUGCAACAAGCAAGGCCAGUUGCAAGUCCCGUGAUGUGGAGAGGGUGGGCCACGGGGCUACACUGGCGGGGAACAGAAGGAGCGCCUGGCGGGCUGAAGACCUCCCUUCGGGUCCAGGGUAAAAACCAAACCAAGGAACCAGAGACACCACCUCCCCCUACAGGACCUGUAGCAACUGAUUCUAAAGGCUUUGUCACCAUAGCCAUCCAUGCCAAACCCAGCUCCAAACAGAAUGCUGUGACAGAUCUGAACACCGAGGCGGUUGGCGUGGCCAUCGCAGCACCUCCGUCUGAGGGAGAGGCCAAUGCGGAGCUCUGUCGGUACCUUUCCAAGGUCUUGGACCUCAGGAAGAGUGAUGUGGUUCUGGACAAGGGCGGUAAAUCUCGGGAAAAGGUGGUGAAGCUCUUGGCCUCUACAACUCCAGAAGAGGUCUUGGAGAAGCUGAGAACAGAAGCUGAAAAAAAAUAAAGGCGAGAAAUGGCGUGUACUUCCUUGUGGGCUCUCAUGAGAAUAGUGGGGCCACACAGGAGAAUGUACAUCGGUGCCUGGCGGUGAAGAGAGGAAUACAUAGAUGAGGUCAGACUAAAUGAAAGGAGAAAAUAUAAAUCUACAGACUCUCAAAUCCCUCACUGUGGGGGCUGGGGAGACAGCUCGGUGGCGAAGAGCGUUUGCCGCUCUUCCGGGGAUUCGGCUCAGCUCCCAGCACUGACACUGGAGGGCUCACACAAACUCUGGUUCCAGGAUGUCGCCAUUCUUUCCUGGCCCCUGAGGCCACUGCAGACCUGUAGUUCAUACAUGUGCAUUCCAGGCACACACACUAAGUAAACCUUUAAAUCCCUGAGUGCAGACAGCCUGGAAUAUAUCACUCUAACUUCAUGGGAUUACAACGGACCAGCUGCUGUCCACGACGGAGCUCCUGAUCUGCAGGCAUUGGGAGAUGAGCUGAAGAUCACCGCACAGAGGAUG